AUGGCUCUGACAGCCACCGUAACGCAGGCCCAGACCAUAUUGAUCAACCCGGCUGCGGAGGGCGGAUUUGAAAGCGGCACCACCUAUACGGCCAAUGGAUGGAGUGUGGUUAACUAUGCGGCUGCCACACGAAAUAACUGGGUGCUGGGCACCGCUGCACCCACGGGUUAUUCCGGUUCAAGAGCGGGAUAUAUCUCUAAUAACAGUGCAGCAACACCACCACCUUAUGCUUACGACAACGCGACCAGCGCUACCGUUCAUUUAUACCGGGAUGUAGUCUUCCCGGCAGGUGAAACACUCAUUAACUUUUCUUUCAGUGAAAUACAGACAGGCGAAACCGGCUGGGACCGGAUGCUUGUCUUCAUCUCCAAUGCUGCACCUACCGGUACGCCCGCUACUGGUACGCCAUCUUCUAAUACCGCCACGCUUACCGGUUAUACCCUGCUGGCCACAACGUCUGCAUAUAGUGCCUGGACAACGGUAAAUGUACCGAUAACGGCUGCACAGGCAGCCGUUGCCAAUCAGCAGGGAUGCCGUUCUGCAGUUUCCAAUAAUUCCGUGGUUACCGUUAACCCGGUUCCAUCUGCUGCAAUUUCCUAUACAGGCCCUGUUAGCUUUUGCCAGGGAGCCAACCUUACUUUGUCUACACCAACCGGUACCGGCCUGACCUAUGUAUGGCGGCGCGAUGGCAAUCCGAUUGUAGGUGCUACGUCUGCAACAUAUACCGCUGACAGCACCGGUGCCUAUACCGUUACGGUCACUAAUAGCUCUACUUGUAGUACAACUACUGCAACCCCUGUGAACAUAACCGUGGUGCCUGCACCCGCUGCAACCAUCACGGCUUCCGGUACUACCAGUUUCUGCGUUGGCGGAUCGGUAGUAUUGUCGGCACCUGUGGCACCUGCCGGUGUUACUUAUACAUAUGUUUGGAGAGAUAAUAAUGUGGCGGUUGCCGGCCAGACGGCACAAACAUUUACGGUGAACUCUUCACGGAAUGUUACCGUUACCGUAACCAAUACCACUACCAACUGCAGUGCCACAACGCCUGUUGCAACGGUAGUAACCGUAGGGCCGCCACCACCAGCACCUAUUUCUUCAGCACUUACGCCUGCAGUGGUCUGUGCCGGGCAAAGUGUACGCCUGCGUACCAAUAAUGCCGGAGGGCUCAGUUACCAAUGGAAGUUGGGUGGGGUAGAUGUUGCCGGUGCCAUCGAUUCUUUUCUGGAUGCAACAGCAGCCGGUAAUUAUACCGUUGUUGUAAGUGCCGGCGGACCUACUUGUGCUUCUACCUCUGCGGUAUUGCCGGUAACGGUGAAUGCGCUGCCCAAUGCGGCGAUCACGGCAUCCGGUGCACCAACGGUCUUCUGCCAGGGGGGAAGCGUG
Ostertagia ostertagi is the source of this 1383-nucleotide messenger RNA. Lineage: Eukaryota; Metazoa; Nematoda; Chromadorea; Rhabditida; Trichostrongylidae. The record is from the annotation of a GenBank genome assembly.